UCUGGACCAAUGGCCAGGGCUUUCUUUCAUCACUGCCCGCAGUUUAAAACUGUCAAGUGGCUGCUAGGAUAGCAGGUGUGCUUGCGUGGUUGCGGCGGCGACGCUGGGGACGCCGCGAGUGAGGAGUCGGCUCUGGCGGAGACGGUGGGUACCGGCGGCGGCGGCAGCCCGGCCAGUUCCUCCCAGAGAAGACCGGGGACGUCAUUCCUGGAGGUGCCCAGAAGAGAGGACGCAAGUGACGCCAACUGAGCUUCGCGGUUACCAGCCCAUUGACUGGACCCAUGGAUGUGGAACCCAGAGACACUGAAGGCUGACUGUACUGUAUGUCCACACCACAGCUUUCUUUACCCAGUGCUUCCAAGGUGACCUCAUGCCAAUAUACCUGGUACUGAACUCAUCACCCAUUCUCCAAAGUGUCAUCUUCCAUUCCUUGAUUCGCUUCUGUACAAGAUGUCAUCUGAUGAGGACAAAUUCUCACUUCAUGUUGCUCACAAUGACUCUGAUCAUGACAGCUCUGUCUCCACAGACCUUCAGGAAGAGUAUGAAGAGCUGCUCCGCUAUGCUAUUGUGAAUCCAAAUGUUGAGUCCAGUGCUUCACAGCCGUCUCAUCCGAAGGGAGAAGUGGCACCAGACAGAUUUCCUACACUAGCAGGGUCAUCACCAGUCUUGUCACCCAGGAAGCCCUCUCACCCAGUCAUGGAUUUUUUCAGUUCACAUAUUUUAGGUGACUCUUCCUCACCAGCCUCUGCUUCUACUCGUACAGAUGUCCAUGAAAUAUUGGUUGGUGAUCAUCUUGUUUCUGAUGAAAAUCUUCAGAAGGUGGAGAGUGUACUUGACAUCUGGAGUUCAGGUCUUAAGACAAACAUUAUAUCUGAAUUAAGUAAGUGGAGACUUAAUUUUAUUGACUGGCACCGAAUAGAGAUGAAAAAGGAGAAGGAAAAACAUGUGGCACUUGUAAAUCAGCUGUCGAACCAGAUCGCUGACUUGAAGGAGCUGCAAAAAGCCUUUGAGAUCUCCCUCGGGAGAAAGGAUGAGGUGAUUUCCAGCUUGUCUCAAGCCAUCAGCAAGCAAAAGGAAAGGAUAGAGUUAAUGAAAGCUUUCUUGCACUGGCGAAUUGGCCAUGUCAAAUCAAGACAAGAUGUCUAUGAAGGUAAACUGGCAGACCAGUACUUCCAGAGAACUUUGCUGAAGAAAGUCUGGAAGGGCUGGCGUUCCGUGGUACAGAGGCAGUGGAAAGAAGUGGUAGAACGGGCAUGCCAAGCGAGGGCUGAAGAAGUCUGUGUGCAUAUCUCCAAUGAUUAUGAAGCCAAACUUGCUGUGUUAUCUGGAGCUUUGGAAAAUGCAAAAGCUGAGAUUCAAAGAAUGCAACAGGAAAAAGAGCACUUCGAAGACUCCAUGAAGAAAGCGUUCAUGAGGGGGGUGUGCGCAUUAAACCUGGAAGCCAUGACCAUAUUUCAGAACAAAAAUGAUGCCGGGAUAGACUUCACUAAUAAUAAAAAGGAGGACGGUGGCCCUGGUGGUCUGGGACGAGAGCUUUCUGCUCAUUUGGAUACUUCUUCAUCUACAAUGCCAUCAGCAACAACAGCAACAGGAAUAGCCAGCGCCACUGCCAUUCCCUCCACCGCUUCCAUGACCUCUGCUGGAGCCACAUCCGCCUCUUCAGUUCAUGUUCCUGUCUCUGUUUUUGGUGCAGGAUAUAUCGCUGCUACUGCUCCAGAAGAAAUGUACAUACCAAGAGUUGUGACUUCAGCCCAGCAGAAAGCCGGGAAGACGAUUACAGCUCGGAUCACGGGUCGGUGUGAUUUUCCUUCCAAAACUAAAAUCAACAGUAGUUUGGCCAUCAUGGGAGUUUCUCCCCCCAUGAGCUCGGUGGUCGUGGAGAAGCAUCAUCCAGUCACAGUGGAUAGUGAGUUGCAAGAAAUAUAGAUGGUAUAAGGGAAGAUGCAUAGACCAGCAGGAAGCAGGUGAAAACCAUCCUAGUUGUUACCACCACUUGCUGCAUCUGGACAGAGACACAUCAAGUCAAAUAGUUCAGCCUCCAUUUUCUCUUCUGUGAAAUGGGGUUGGCGGAAGUACUGAGCUUCUGGAACAUCGUCAGGAUUCAGGAUUAAAUGAGAUAAUACAAAAAGUAAGGUGACAUCUACAGAAGCACUUUGUAAACUACGGAACCAUUAGGAAGCCUGCCUUACUAAAAGUUUACUAGGAAAGGAACAUGAGGUUUUUCUGUUCCUUUCUCUUUCUUUUCUAAUAAUUGAGUGUUUGUUUACAUGCUGUCUGUGCACCACAUGUAUGCCUGGUCCAGAAGAGGGUAUCAGAUCCCCUAGAUCUAGAGUUACAAAUAGAUUGGUUGUGAGCUGCCAUGUGGGUGCUAGGAAUGGAACAUCAGUCCUCUGCAAGAGUAGAAAGUGCUCUUAACGUUCUGGCUGUCUCUUCAGCCCUAGUAUUGUAGAGAGUAGAAGAACUGAGGAACUAGAAUCCUUUUAUUUAAAAGUUUUAGUGAAUUAAAAUAAAAUCACAUCAUUUCUCCAAUUCUUCCUACCUACCCCCCAUAUCUAACUCUCCUCCUCCUUCCUCCCAAAUUCAACUUGUUUUUAUUAGUUUCUUGUAGUGGAGUAGAAUUUUAUCUACUUUCAUCAAUUCCUUUUCUUCCAGUAUUAUAUCAUCCUUUCCUGUUUUCCUUAAUUUCCCUGAGUUCAGGUUAAGCAUCCAUCAAAUAGUUUAUUCAAACCUACACUUCAGGGAGCUAGAAUCUUAGAACCACUUUCUUUACCGUUCCCUCCUGGGCUGCCUGCUGCUAUUUAGCAUGUAUGCAGUACUUGUCUGGUAGUGAGUGGCUAUGAGAAAUCCAGAAACCCCUUCCAUACUUGCUUAGUUUUUGUCAUGUGACAGUUGUUGUCCUCUAUAGUGUUUGAAUUGUUUCCUGAGAAUCAAGAGCUAAACUAGCAGAAACCAUUAUUGCCAAUAAAGCAUGGAUCUGUUUGUAGCGCC
Cricetulus griseus (Chinese hamster) is the source of this 2988-nucleotide messenger RNA. NCBI's taxonomy places the organism in Eukaryota, Metazoa, Chordata, Mammalia, Rodentia, Cricetidae. The record is from RefSeq and is a predicted model, not a curated record.